Molecule: messenger RNA, 728 nt
Organism: Brassica oleracea var. oleracea
Lineage: Eukaryota; Viridiplantae; Streptophyta; Magnoliopsida; Brassicales; Brassicaceae
Product: 15 kDa selenoprotein-like
Exons: 4
Coding region: 54-533 (159 amino acids)
Cellular component (GO): endoplasmic reticulum lumen
Molecular function (GO): oxidoreductase activity
Source: RefSeq, a predicted model, not a curated record
CAUCAACAACAUUCUGCGAAGACUUUGGAUCUGUUGAUGCGUAAGAGAGAGAGAUGGCUCGAGCAUGGACGAAGACGAUGGUGAUGAUUAUGAUUCUGACAUGGACUAUCUCAGCGAAAGAGCAGCUGAGCGGUAAAGAGUGCGAGGAUCUAGGGUUCACCGGCCUCGCUCUCUGCUCCGAUUGCCACUCACUCUCUGAAUACGUCAAGGAUCAAGAGUUGGUAUCUGAUUGUUUGAAAUGUUGCGCGGAUGAUUCUGAGGAUUCGAUGAGUAAGGUUAUUUAUUCAGGCGCUAUAUUAGAGGUGUGUAUGAGGAAGCUAGUUUUCUACCCUGAGAUUGUUGGUUUUAUUGAAGAAGAGAAAGAAAAGUUCCCUAGUGUUAACGUUCAGUACAUUUUCAACUCACCGCCCAAGUUGAUCAUGUUGGAUGAAGAUGGUGAACAUAAGGAAACCAUAAGAAUCGACAACUGGAAACGUGAGCAUCUACUGCAGUACAUGCGGGAGAAGGUCAAGGCCACUUCAGCAAGUUUGUGAGAUCACAUGUAGGGCUCAAUACCUUUGUCAAACCAAAUAGUUAAGAACACACUGUGGUCGAAACUUAUCUUUACUUUCUCCAAGCUAUUUGCUCCUUCUGCUUCAGUAGUUUGUAUGUUCUGAACCUUAGCAAUCUCAUUGUUAAUGACUUCUAUUUUAUGAAAGGGUAAUGAGAAUCUUGUACUUAGCUGUUUA